AUGGUUGCUGCUGGAUCAGAACUAGAUAAUGAACUAUUAGAGUACGCUCGUAACAACUUGCGUCAUGUUCCCGACACUCCAGAGUACGCCAAAAUGAUUUCUGGAAUGUUGUAUGACCCGAUGAAUCCCUUGCUAGAGGAUGGAAGGGCACUAUCCUCCGAUUUGUCUGUCGAUUUUGCCAAUAUUCGUCGAAGAGAUUACAGUUCUCUCGAGGAGUGGAAAAAAGCAAAGGCCAGCUUUAUCCAGAGAUUCUUUGGCAAAGCUGGGGCAAACUGCUUUGUGGAGCCUCCGUUCAGCUGUGAUUACGGCUAUAACAUUGCUGUGGGAGACAAUUUCUACGCCAACUACAACGCUUCAUUUUUGGACGUGUCUUUGAUUUUAAUUGGGGAUGAUUGUCUGCUUGGUCCCAACGUUACGUUAUGCACAGCUGGCCACCCAUUAGAUGUCAAUUAUCGGGCUAAAGGCCAAGAGUUCGGCUUGCCAAUAAGGAUCGGAGACAAUUGCUGGCUAGGGGCCAAUUGUGUUAUUUUGCCAGGUGUUACUCUAGGCGAUAAUGUUGUUGUGGGUGCAGGAGCUGUUGUGACGAAAGAUGUGGAAAGCAACACGCUAGUUUUAGGGGUUCCUGCCAAAGUGGUGAAGAAGCUCGAUCCACUCAAAGAAGGCCAAAUAUAA
This is a messenger RNA of Ogataea angusta, 672 nucleotides long. RefSeq lists its product as uncharacterized. NCBI's taxonomy places the organism in Eukaryota, Fungi, Ascomycota, Pichiomycetes, Pichiales, Pichiaceae. The coding region runs from base 1 to 672 and encodes 223 amino acids. The record is from RefSeq and is a predicted model, not a curated record. Gene Ontology annotation, molecular function: acetyltransferase activity. The transcript has a single exon.